AUGGCAAAGCGCGGGCCGGCCAUGGGGAUGCUGCUACCCGGGGUCCUGCUGGCCGCCCUGAUGAUGGCCCUGGCGGACAGAGGGGCCGCCGCACCCAACGGCACGCGGUCCGCCGAAUUGGGGCAUAGCUGGGACGGCCUGGUGGCCCGCUCCCUGGCACGCCUGCCGGUGGCCGCGCGGCCCCCUCAGGCGGCAGUCCGCAGUGGCGCGGGGGACUACCUGCUGGGCCUCAAGAGGAUGAGACGCCUCUACUGCAACGUGGGCAUCGGAUUCCACCUGCAGGUGUUGCCCGACGGCCGCAUCGGCGGCGUGCACGCGGACACCAGCGACAGCCUUCUGGAGCUCUCUCCCGUGCAGCGGGGCGUGGUGAGCAUCUUCGGAGUGACCAGCCGCUUCUUCGUAGCCAUGAACAGCAGGGGCAAGCUCUACGGCGUGCCUUUCUUUACCGAUGAGUGUAAAUUCAAAGAGAUACUCCUGCCCAACAACUAUAACGCCUACGAAUCCUACGCAUACCCCGGCAUGUUCAUAGCCCUAAGUAAAAACGGGAGGACCAAGAAAGGGAACCGAGUGUCACCUACCAUGAAGGUAACCCACUUCCUUCCCAGACUGUGACCCUCAGGAGCCCUGCCUCAGCCUCGGAAGCACACCCCACCCCUCAGGAGGAGCACUUUCUCUCGCUGGAGAAUUGUUUGCA
Molecule: messenger RNA, 694 nt
Organism: Acomys russatus (golden spiny mouse)
Lineage: Eukaryota; Metazoa; Chordata; Mammalia; Rodentia; Muridae
Gene: Fgf4
Product: fibroblast growth factor 4
Exons: 3
Coding region: 1-612 (203 amino acids)
Biological process (GO): positive regulation of gene expression; positive regulation of cell population proliferation; regulation of cell migration
Cellular component (GO): cytoplasm
Molecular function (GO): fibroblast growth factor receptor binding; growth factor activity
Source: RefSeq, a predicted model, not a curated record